AUGAGUACCAGAAUCAUAAAUAUGGAGGAUCGCCUGGAAGCAGGUGAGCAACCGGGUGUAGUUUACCAACUCCAGUGUCAUAACUGUCGUAGCCAUUAUACUGGUCAAAUGGGAAGAUGCCUCCGCUCGCGAAUACUGGAGGACAAACAGGGCUGUUCAUAGGGGCGACCCACUCUCUCAAAUCGCCAUUCACACCCUGGAGGAAGGUCAUGAAUUCGACCUCGCCAGCACGCGGAUACUGGCGCGGGCCGGCAACAAGACGGGACGCGAACUGUUAGCGGCGUGGGUGUCCGACCCCACCUCCAUCAAUAGACACAUUGUCUUACCCCCCUCCCCCCUAUUAUCACGCACUCCGCCCACGCACUCAGGUGGCCUGGCUCACAUCGCCACCAAGGACGCAAUCCCACCCCCCACCCUCACGGUACGACUGUAUACUUGCUCACACGUUGUCGCACUCCAACAGUCUCUGAUGAUGAACUGUUAGAGUUCGAAAGCUUAGACAAAUAAGGCUGCCGUCCCAGUGAUCGCAGCUUCGUCUUCUCUUCAACGUGAAAGUGGGAGGCGCAUAUUCUCUUCCAUUCGUUUAUAUACACAAUCUUUACCGCUACGUCUUGACAGAGGAUGUGGAUUCUGUUGAAAUUCUUCAUCCCAGUUGUAUGUUGCGGAAACAACGGGUAUCAGUAUACUCGGUAGAUGUGUUUCCGUUGUUUGUCUCCCCAAACUAACAGUGGGCAUGUGAGGGUCGAUCUGUCCUUUUCUGUUAAAACCUGGUAUAGUACGCGGGGACGGGGUCGUGUGUGGCACGCUUAGACAUACUACUGAGCUCUGCCAAUCACUUGUGCCCAAUCCAGCACCAGAUUACCGACAGACUCGGACGGUCAACUGAUGCAUCGGAGCGGGACGAGAGAGGGAGAGUGAGAAAACGGGGCUGACUCUGAUCCUUACCGCUUCAGCGCGUUCCGCGCCGUAAUAAAUGUUAAGCGUUUAAGUCCAUUAGAACGCGAAAAAAACCGUAGCUCUGAAGGCUGCCGACUUACCACUUAACAUGAUCGCAGCUGUUAGUACUUUGCUCUUGGAGGGAUUUACUGGCGGACUGAGAGUCCGGAUGCAGUGGCUCCUUCUUAUGGCACUCCCACUCAGACGGCAUAAGAGCUGCCCCCUGUUGUUGCUAUGGCAACUAGGCCCUCUCUGCGCGGACCAGGUCGUAUGUGGUGCGCGUAGAAGAAUGGGUGCGACAGAUGCUGCGCAAACCGCUGCCCGCAAUGGUCGAACCAAUAAGAGUAGGCAAAAUCGAAAGCAAUUGACAAAAAGCAACGAGGAACUGCUUUCUAGUAGAGAACGCAUUAUCCUAAUGGCACACAGUAUUGCAGGAGUAAACAACUGUACUUUGACACCUUCGCGAAGGCUAGGCUAGGAACUGAUAUUCUUGGCAUGACUGAAGAAAAGGCGGAAAAGGGGACAGACAUAUACACUUUAAAGUAAAAUCUUCGGGGAACAUACAGUAGGUGUGCUAACUCAUGAAAUGUUGACCGAAAUUAUGAAAUACGCUUUCAUUUCGAAAAGGUUUUAAAAUUAAUCCUCCUGCAGCAUAAUUCUAUAAUAAUUCAGUUACCUCGGGAUGCCGGCUUUUGAACGAACUUCUUUUGGGCCGCAGGCCACGACCACGCUCUGUAAAGAACGACUACUUAUGUAGCAUGCAUUUUUGUCAUUGAUUUUCGAUGCCCUUAUAUAUUCAAUUUUAUUUCAUGGAAAACAAGCAUAAAAGUAUGCAUUCUCUUACUCAUUCGGGAGAAACUAACGUCUUUGUUCAAUUUUAUACUCGAAGGAAGGGUACAAUUCGGUUUUAAAAGAAUUUUCCAAUUCCCGAAUAAUUUCAAACCCGACCUGCCGUUGCACUUGUACUCAGGGUUCCCAAACUACAAGCCGUAUAUUUUCCGCGUAUGGAAAACCAUAAAUUUAUCUAUGGUAUUAAGAGGAUACCAUAUGGGGUUCAUAAAAUUUAACGGUGGAUUUGAACCGUUUCACAAACUUUACAAGCAACAUUAGUAAAUGCAGAGACACGGUGUUUUAUGAACGUCCAUUUCACGGUAUUAAAAAAAUCUCAUAAUUAGAAACUUUUUAAAAACCAAAUUAUGCCAUUUCUUCGAGUGUAAAAUUGAAAGAAGACGUAAGUUUCUACCGAAUGAGUAAGAGAAUGAAUAUUUUUAUGCUUGUUUUCCAUGAAAUAUAAUAGAAUUUUUAGGGGAUAUCGAAAAUCAAUGAGAAGAAUUCAUGCUACUUAUGUAGUUGUUCUUUACAGAGUCUGGUUUUGGCCUGCGACCCAAAAGAAGUUUAUUCGAAAGCUGGCACCCUGAGGUAACUGAAUUGUUUUAUAAUUAUGCCGUAGAAUGAUUAAUUUUAAAACUCCACUUAAUUAAUCUUUUCGAAACGAAAGCACAUUUCGUAAUUUCGGUCAACAUUUCAUGAGUUAGCGCACCUACUGUAUAUCGGUGCCGUUGAAGCAUUCAUUCAGCUUAAUGAUUAAUACUUUGAGAAAUAAGAAAGAGGAAGAGGGGGAGUUAUUUCGAAACUGUCAUUCGGUAGUGAGAGCGAUCCUCAAUCAGCAUGACCAAAAUGCAAACGACUUCGUGUCCAGAAAGAACAGCAACAUAAAAAAGUAUGACAGUCUAACACCAACCUCUGUACAUCAGUCUCAGUACGCGUCAGAUAUCGUGUCAAAGAUGAUUCCGCAUAAAUAAGACAGCGAAAACUGCAUGCGGUAUGCGAAGGACACGUUUCGAAAUGAAAAUACUCUCCCCUUUUUUAUUAUCAACGCAGGAAAAUAGCAGAACAGUAGGGGAUAAGAGAGAAUAGAAGGGGUGGGGGGGGGGAUAUACACUGUCAAGUUUUCCACUGAGAGGCAUGGUAGAACCGUAGGCAUUGAGUACAACAAACAAGUUUAUGCAUUCAUUUAAAAGAGGAUCCGAGAGUAAAAGGGAAUAGGAGUUUGGAAGACAGGUAGCGGAAAGAUGAUACUUCAGUCGGGAAGAAUGGUAAAGGAUUCAGAAUUGGGAGAUGGUCGCUGUCUAGAGACCCUGUAACGACCGACCUUGUAUGGGGUUUAGCGGUCCUUGUCUCGUUCGUAUCUCUGUAGAGCGCCUGGGCUGAAACGUCCGGGUCUGGAGCCUCCUUCCCUUUCCCUUUAUCUCGAUCCUCGAGGCAUCCAUAACAAAAUAUAACACUCCAAUCACACAAUAAUAAAAGCGAUAUAACAAGUGCUUAUCGUAAGAGCAGAGGUGGAACGCAAACACGGGGAAGAAGGAAGGGUUGGUCAGUUCAAAGAAGCGUUAUCCUCACAAUUGUCCGGGGAGGGUGGAGUUGGGAGCUGCCAGGGGAGGCGGAGAAGGAUUAAUUUCUUCACGCACCUCGAAUGGGAACAAAGGAAGGAGAGCGAAAAACAGUCUCACGUCAGGCACCUCUACACUCAAACUUGGCGCCACAGACAAUUAAAACAAAACAGGGCUAUACUUCUUCACGUCUGUCCGCUAUAACUGACUUCCGGUUGGUAAGAAGAUAAGCAUUUUCCGACAAUCAUAUUUCGACAUGAUCCAAGCCCUGCCUAAGACGUUUGGCAUCGACCUCACUUUUGACGAGGUGAUCGAUUGUUACGUUAACGGCGCGUAGGCAGUCAUUUGGCGAUCUUAGACCAUCAGUGUCAUGCAAAAAGACUUCAGGAGAUAUCAUGGGACCCUGAAGCCCUCCGCAGAUACAAGGAGGUAGAAUAGACUUCCUGACUGUUGUGCUGGAUAAAUUCAGCAUGGAAAGGAAGAUGAUCUGGAAGCCAAGAUAUAAUCCAAUCGGGAGAGCCAAACCCGAAUGUUUUAUUAAACAGGAGGUAGCGUGUAACAGCACUGAGGACCGAUGAGUAAUCAGGAAAUGUGCUUGCGUACGCAUGACGACCCCCUGUCAAAGCCUGUUUGCAUCGAGUGCGUCACCAGGGGUUCGAGAUGAUGGGAAAGUGAGAAACUGGAAGGCACAGAGAUCCAAGGUACCGGAAGGGAGAGACCUCUCCGGGAGGAAUGCCCAAGGAAUCAGGAUUGGCCGCAGUCAAAAGAUACAAUGAACUGACUUCUGACUAUUGAGCAGAAGACCACUUUCCGACGACCAUAGCGAGACACAAAUCGUACUUCCUCCCGCGUACGCGGCCGUCGGGCGGCCUGAACUCUUCAGCGUGAAGCGAAAAGUGGCGAGAAAUAAGGUGAAGUACUCCGCUUCAAUUUGAGAGUUGAAUAAACUUCCUGAUUGUCCUGCCGAACAAAAUGAGCACGGAGAGAAAAAGAAUCUCGCAGCCAAGAAAUAAUCUAGUUGGAGAAGCCACACCCGAAUGUUUUAUUAAACAGGAGGUGGCGUGUAACCGCACUGAGGACAGAUGAGUAAUCAGGAAAUGUGCCUGCAUACGCACGACAACCCCCCGUCUGGGCCACCAGCGUAACAGCAUCGAAAUUACCAAGUCUGACUUGAUGCGCAAAUUGUAGAUCUGAGAAAGAGAAGGAGAGUUUAGUUAAUUUCAGAGGAGCCGAUGAACAAGAGAUGGGACAGAAGGAUUUCCGGCCAAAACUAUCAGAACUUUUAUGAGCAAGAGUACUUUUAACGGCGCGUAACGCACCAAAAAUCCUAGCUUCAUUUAACGAUAUGUUAAUACAAGCAGUUAAAUCGGAGGUACAGAGAACAGUAGUAAGAUAUUCUAGAAGCUACCAACCCAAAACCUGGUUCAGCACAGUCCGUAAAGACAUGGAGAUGGUCAUUGGAUACUCGGUAUUCGGUUGCCCUCGCUGGAGGAGGGGGACUUAUCCGCCCCCUAACUGCCGCCCCGCUCCAAUUGAACUGGCUUCUAGUUUACGUCGCUUGAUAUAGUUGUCCUCAGUUAGAUGUGGUUAUGUAACCGCGCCUGAGGUAAACAAACACCAGCUACCUGUAUUACGGGACCUGUGGUAAUAGAGGUUUUUAAACAGGCGGGACCGGUGAACGCACAGGUGACGAGGUCAAGUAGUUGUAUGCAGAAGAAAAGCCAUUGGGAAUGCGCGGUUGUACUUUGAGUAGUUGAGAAAUAGUUGUCCUAACCCCUACCCCUAACUCUAACCCCUAAGAGCAUUGUGUUCACCAGGUGCAGCUACAUAACCACAUCUUAUCAUUGCCCUCUAAAGAUAACUAUUCACCUUCUGCUUCGUGGCAGUGUCCGCGCGCGGGAAGAACGUGCAUCCCAAGCUAUUCCAAUAUGAGUGUGUAUGGCGCUCUGAAAGUUCCAAGCAACGUUGUCCCCCGAGAGAACCGCCGAAGGACCUCAAAAAGCCGGUCGAUGUAGGAUGGUCGGCUACCCGAAGGCUCUCAAACUAGGAAGCAGGUAAGGCGGAGAAUCUUUUAAUGGGGCCAAGAGUGUACAGACGGCACCGUCAGCAGUUCCAGCUGCAGCCGAUCGACGAGGAGAGAAAUAUCGAUCGGCAUCAGGGCAUCGCAAGCCCGAGGUCGAGUCACGCGUGUUUGGCCGGCCGGGGGCGACAUUGGGAAAGCGGUGGCGCUGACGGCCAUGAAAGCGAGCAGGUACAGGCCUCCUAUUUCAAUAAUCAGCUUUGGGUGACAAACUCUUCUGUGCUAAUUGCCAGCGAAUGUAAGGUGUCAGGGGUUGCCUGUUUUUUUUUACAGGUAAAAUGUUUUGUGAAAGAUUUUUGAACAGGACACUGUUUUGCCCAUUACGAUGUCAGUGUCUUAUUUUAGCUACUCAUUUCAACAAAAAGUCACUAGCUUCGCACUACAGUAGGUGGGCUAACUCAUGAAAUGCCAACCGAAAUUCCGAAAUGCGUUUUCGAUUAGAAAAGAUUAAUUAAGUAAGGUUCUAAAACUAAUCAGCCUGCAGCAUAUUUCUAUAAUAAUUAAGUUACCUCUGUAUGUCAGCUUUCGAACGAACUUCUUUUUGGCUGCAUUCAAAAACUGCACUCUGUAAAAAAUGACCACUUAUGUAGCAGGAAUUUUUUAUCAUUGAUUUUCAAUGCUCCUAAAUGUCCAAUUAUAUUUCAGGGAAAGCAUGCAUACAAAUAUUCAUUCUUUUGCUCAUUCGGUAGAAAAUUACGUCUUCUUCCAAUCCUAUACUCGAAGGAAGGGUAGAAUUCGGUUUCCAAAAACUUUUCCAGUUUCCGAAUAAUUUUGAACCCGCUCUACCGUUUCACCUGGAUUAAGAGUUUCCAAAGUACAAGUCGUAUAUUUUCCGCGCACGGAAAACCAUACAUUUCUCUAUGGUAUUGACAGGACACCAUACGGGGUUUAUAAAAUUUGGCAGUGGAUUUGAUCCAUAUUGUUAACUUUACAAGCCACGUUCGUAAAUGCAGAAACAUGCCGAUUUAUGAACGGCAAUUUCACGGUAUUUAACAGUUCUACAAUUUGAAACCUUUUAAAACCGAAUCAUGUCCCUUCUUCGAAUAUAAAAUUAGAAGAAGACGUAAUUUUCUACCGAAUGAGCAGAAGAAUGAAUAUUUGUAUGCAUGUUUUCCCUGAAAUAUCAGUAGACCUUUAGGGGCAUCGAAAAUCAAUGAGAAAACGCAUGCAACAUUAGUGGUCAUUUUUUACAGAGUGUAGUUUUUCAUGCAGCCAAAAAGAAGUUCGCUCGAAAGCUGACACCCAAUGGUAACAUAAUUAUGACAGAAAUAUGCUGCAGGCUGAUUAGUUUUAGAGCCGUACUUAAUUAAUCUUUUCGAAUCGAAAACGCAUUUCGGAAUUUCGGUUGACAUUUCAUGAGUUAGCCAACCUACUGCAUUUUUGUCAGUUCCAUAGACUUGCAUUGUACAGCCUUGCUGCAUCUUUCUCGCUUUUGAAAUUUAAGCCCUGAGAUGCUUGUCAAGACAGCUAAAUGGAGUGUUACAUAAUUGCCGUGUCACCGUAAACAAAUUUUUGUGGUGUAACCUCAUUGAUAUUCUAUUGUCCGAAUUGGACAACUCCGACUACAUUAUUCACAUAUAUGAACGGGAAACCGUUCUUCUCCUAACAUUUUAAACUGUCUUUCGAAGCCCAAAAGUUACCAGCAGACACAGGUUCUCUUGGGGAAUUACAUUUGGCUGGACCGCACAGACCCUACGGUCCCAUUGUCUGGGGGCGUGCAGAGCUCUACUAAACUCCCCCGAAAUGUCCACGAAUAUUAAUGCGCCAUCAUUCUUGUGUGUGAGGGUGGUUGCUAUGCGACAAUCAGCCCGAUGGUGUAUUAAAUAUGCGCACUUUAAUAAGGCGUCCUAGGUGCGUAAAUAGUUUUCUGCAUUCUAAAAUACAUCCAUUUAUUCAUAGAUGGCCGAAAGCAGACUUGAGUUACGUACGAAUACAUUUUUGGGGUUUAUUACCAUCGGACUCCCCGCCUCCCUCACAAGACAGGUGAGGUCUCCAUGAUCACAUCUCGUUACCCAUUCUCUAACACCUGGAGGGCACUGAUAUAGCGAUGAAUAGUGAAACAUGACUAGGUGUACAGGAGAGAUUAAUUAUUUCUGACUUGUUGAUCUGGCUUUGUGAUAACGUGAGGAUGCGACCCAAAUUAACUGAUUAUAGACAGGACGAGAUCUAGCGCUCGAAUCUUCGAAACGCAAGUUUUUCUCAGUAGAGCGCUCUUUAUCUUACUACAGCUCAAUCAGUCGGUCAUUCCGGGUAUUUGGAGUGUGUGCCCCCCAAACGGGCCACGUGUUAGGUGCGUUGGACCAACACGGGGGCCAUAUCGGAUUCUGGCUGGCGUUAUCGGAUUGCGAACCAUAACCAAUGCCAACAUUUCGGGGUGAGGUGGCAGGCCCGGAUGUCGGCAGUCAUCGCGCACACUGGGAUCUCUGCCAUCCCCCCUUUGUUGUUGUUGUUGUUGAUCAAAAAACCUGGUUAUUUGCUGUGUGGACCAGAGGAUGUGGAGUGGAACGCCAAGGUGCGGGCUCGACCGUGCCAUCCACCUGCGUCCUCUCCCGCCUCCGGUCUUCUUGACUCUGUCUUGACACAGGGACCAAGUGAGGGAGGAGGAGAGAGUGCGGUAGAUGCUGCGCAAGUCCACUAUCACUAUAAACUAAAUCACGUACAAUUCACCGUCCCUGCUCUCACACUGCACACGGUGGACGAUCAAACUAUCGUAUUUGGAGUGUGUGCCCCAAACGGACCACGCGGAAGAUGCACUGGGUCAACACGAGGGCAAUAGAGGAUUCUGGUAGGCGUUAUCGGGAACCCAUAACACAUUUCAGCAUUCGGGGCUCGGGGGCAGGCUUACUCGCCGGCUCACGUCAGGCCAAGUGGGAUCCCUGCCUCCCCUGUCCUGAUCAAGUGUUUGUUCUGGACCAGAGGGUGUGAUGGUACACCAGGGGACGAGCAUUCGCCCUGCCAGCCACAUGCGGCCGGCGUCCCCGCCUCUGGUCUUCUUGACACCGUCUUGACGCCGGAUCCGGGUAGGUGAGGAGAAAAGAGUGUGUAGAUGCUACGCAAGUCUACAAUCACUAUAAACUAAUUCACACACUAACGUCACCUUGCCUCUUCUCACCCUCCUGUGGAGUACACGGUGGAAUUCGUCGGUCACGACGGUCGAACUCUCGUAAUUCGACAGUUGUUGGUUAAAAUCCUGGUUAGCGUUUGUUGCGGACCAGGAGGUGGGACGGUACGCCUAAGUUCGGGCCCCGCCAUGCCAGUCACCUGAGCCCUCUCCUGCCUUCAGUCUUCAUGACUAUGUCUUAGCACCCGGCCCAGUCAGAGGGGGAGGAGAAGAAGAAGAAGAAGAAGAUGAAGGAGAAGAAGAAGAAGAAGAAGAAGAAGAAGAAGAAGAAGAAGAAGAAAAAGCGACACUAUAAACUAAUUCACACACAAGCCGCUGUGUCUGUUCUCACCCUGUUGUGGAGCACACGGUGGACAUCGUCGGGCGCGACGGUCGAACUGUCGUAA
Molecule: messenger RNA, 8913 nt
Organism: Spirometra erinaceieuropaei
Lineage: Eukaryota; Metazoa; Platyhelminthes; Cestoda; Diphyllobothriidea; Diphyllobothriidae
Source: the annotation of a GenBank genome assembly